ACGCUCCAGCCAUGAUCGGGCCGCCCGAUCCUCACCGCUGAGCCACGACGAAUCUGGACCCUGCGCCAUCUCGCAAGCUGCAUGCAGCCGCUUAGCGGCUCCGAGCUCCAUCUUAAUAUGUGCCUUGCCUCGACAACAACAACACACUGUAUCAUUGACGCUUUACACACACACAUUGGGUUGAUAUAUUUAGUGUCGCGACAAUAUGGCAACCAUGGAAAUGCAUUCAUUGGGCUCGCGCUCCCUGAACCACGCGUCCGCCGAUACAGAAGCCGAGUACGACCGUCUCCGAGACCUUGCGCGCCAGGAGGCUGCGAAGCGAUCCUCAUGUUUCGACCGCGCGCAUCAAGCAUACGAAUCCGGCGAUGGAGCGCGUGCUCACGAGCUCUCUGAAGAGGGCAAAGCCCAUGCAGCGAAAAUGAACCAGUACAACAACCAGGCGCGCGACUACAUCUUCAGGGAAAACAACGCCGAGGGCCGCGUGGCUGGCGAUACCAUUGACCUCCACGGCUUGUUCGUAGAAGAGGCCGAGGAUGUUCUGGAAGAGAGGAUCAGGGUUGCCAGGCAGAGGGGAGAAAGCCAUCUGCAUGUCAUUGUGGGCAAAGGCAACCAUAGCAGGAACCAUGUCCAGAAGAUCAAGCCAAGAGUUGAACAAGUGUGCCGUGAAUUGGGAUUGCAGUACCGCACCGAGGAGAACGAGGGUAGGAUCUUCGUAAACCUCCAAGGUGGAGAUGUCCACGAGAUGCCACCGCCUCCCCAGGCACCGAGCUAUGGUGGUUACCCAGGGCAGCACGGUGGUCAACAUGGCGGUCAGCACCAUGGAGGUCAGCCGCAGCAUGGUGGUCAACAGCAUGGUGGCCAGCAACACCAUGGUCAACAGCAGGAUAACAACGAUGAGAUUGAGCAGAUGGUCAAGAAGGGCUUGCCUAAGUUGCUUAAGAUGCUCAAGUGCUGCACAGUCAUGUAAGGGCUCAGUCGGUCCAUUCUUGUGCAGAGUGAGAGAGGAUGGCUUGGAGGGUCGGAAAGAUCUCCAAGGCACAUGUCACGUUGGGAAGAUGUUGAUACCCCUGGGUCGGAUGAAUGGAAUGUGUUGGAUAAGGAGCGCUGUUACAUUGUAUGUAGGAUCUGCUGUGUAUUUGGA
This is a messenger RNA of Alternaria alternata, 1141 nucleotides long. RefSeq names its product smr domain-containing protein. The transcript has 2 exons. The coding region runs from base 206 to 967 and encodes 253 amino acids. The record is from RefSeq and is a predicted model, not a curated record. NCBI's taxonomy places the organism in Eukaryota, Fungi, Ascomycota, Dothideomycetes, Pleosporales, Pleosporaceae.